GGUCUAUUGUAUGACUCAAACAGCAGGUCAAUUACUAGGUCACGUCGUUCCAACAACGUGAGGGAAUGGAUCGGAUUCUUUCGAAAUGUCAGACUUGCUGGUACGACUUUUCCCCUUCCAGGAGGACUAUUCCCCACUGGAUUCACAAAUGCAAUACCUCUCAGAGUCGAAGGCACGGCAAAAACUCGUUUACGAGAUAAUGUUUUAGCACCUGUCGAAUCGGUAUUAGCACCACAAGGAGCAUUUGUUGAUACACCUGCCGGAUUUUUAGGUGCUUCUGACUAUGUUUUAUGCACUAAUAAUAAUUACACAGUGGCCAAGAUGCCAGUGGAAAUGAAAACGCGCCACAAUCUUGAUUUACGCGGUUAUCAUUUCUGGCAAAUUUAUCGAUAUAACGACCGGCGUGGAAUAAUGAAAUCAAAAUUUAGAAACCAAAGAUUCGAUCAAAAUUUUAAAUUCAAGAAACGUAUCCUAUCACAGAUAUUUGGUGAAAUGGCCU
Acaulospora morrowiae is the source of this 499-nucleotide messenger RNA. The record is from the annotation of a GenBank genome assembly. NCBI's taxonomy places the organism in Eukaryota, Fungi, Glomeromycota, Glomeromycetes, Diversisporales, Acaulosporaceae.